AUGAACUCCUCCUGUUUAGGACAAGACAGGUUGGUUGGGUCGGUGAAAGCAGCCAGGCGAGCUGACAGGAAAAUGUGGAGUACAACCGGACACUCGCGCGGAAAGUGGCUCUGGAGGAUCGCAGAGCUGCACUGCGUUUUGAUCCUGUGCUUUUUCUCAGGCUGCACAGCCAGCUAUAAACAAGGGGACAAUGUGACUCUCUAUGUCAACAAAGUGGGGCCUUAUCAUAACCCCCAGGAGACGUAUCAUUUCUACACCCUGCCCGUGUGCAGACCAGAAAAGGUGCACCACAAGUCCCUGAGUCUCGGCGAGGUGCUGGAUGGAGACCAGAUGGCUGAGUCGCUGUAUCAUAUUCAGUUCAGAGAAAAUGUGGAGAAAAGAACCCUUUGCCAUCUCUCCCUGACGGAACAGCAGGUGGACCAGCUGCGUGAAGCCAUUGAAGAGUUGUACUACUUUGAGUUUGUUCUCGAUGAAAUUCCAUUCUGGGGGUUUGUGGGAUACUUGGAGGAGAGCGGCUUCUUGCCUCAUAGUCAUAAGGUUGUUCUGUGGACGCAUCUGGAUUUCAACAUCGAAUACAACGGUGACACCAUCAUCUUUGCCAACGUGUCUGUCAAAGACGUGAAACCUGUGCCCCUGGAGGAAGGAGCGGGCACUGGGGUGGGUGGCGUGGGGGUGGGGGGGCACGGCCUUACAGUUACCUACACCUACAGUGUCCACUGGUUCGAGUCGCCAUUGCCGCAUUCUCGCCGCGGCGAGCGUUUUAGAGACUAUUCUUUCUUUCCCAAAACUCUGGAGAUCCACUGGCUCUCCAUCAUCAACUCCCUGGUGCUGGUCGUGCUGCUGCUGGGAUUUGUGAUUAUUAUUCUCAUGAGAGUUCUCAAAAAUGAUUUUGCCAGAUAUAAUGUAGAAGAGGAGGGGAGCUGUGAGGAUCUGGAUCAGGGAGACAACGGCUGGAAAACCAUUCACACCGAUGUGUUCAGGUUCCCUCCGUACAAAAGCCUUCUGUGCGCCAUACUGGGAGUUGGGGCACAGUUCCUUACACUUGCCACUGGAAUCAUUUUGAUGGCUCUGCUGGGGAUGUUCAACGUUCAUCGUCACGGAGCCAUAAACUCGGCCGCCAUCGCCCUGUACGCUCUGACCAGCUGCGUGUCGGGAUACGUCUCCUGCAGCUUCUACACUCAGAUCAACGGCCAGCGCUGGGUCUGGAACAUCAUCCUCACAUCCUCAUUGUUCUCUGCGCCUCUGUUUCUGACCUGGAGUGUGGUGAACUCGGUGCACUGGUGGAGCGGCUCUACACAGGCCCUUCCUGCCACCACCGUGCUGCUGCUGCUGGGGGCCUGGGUGCUGGUGGGCUUCCCUCUCACCGUCAUUGGGGGAAUUGUCGGAAAGAAUCGAGCUGGAAACUUCCAGGCGCCCUGUCGGACCCGCAACAUCCCACGACAGAUCCCCACACAGCCCUGGUACAAGCAGGCAACAGUGCACAUGGCCAUCGGAGGAUUUCUGCCUUUCAGUGCCAUCUCUGUGGAGCUGUACUACAUCUUUGCCACCGUCUGGGGCCGGGAGCACUACACUUUAUAUGGAAUUCUGCUGUGUGUCUUCGCCAUCCUCAUCUCAGUGGGCGCCUGCAUAUCCGUGGCCCUCACUUACUUCCUGCUAUCGGGGGAGGAUUACCGCUGGUGGUGGCGAAGUGUCCUCAACACCGGAUCUACUGGCAUUUUUAUUUUCGUUUACUCAGUUUUUUACUACAGAAACCGAUCGUCUAUGAGUGGGCCAGUUCAGAGUACGGAGUUCUUUGGUUACUCUCUACUGACGGCAAUGGUCUUCUCGUUGAUGCUGGGAAGUGUCUCCUUUUGGGCGUCACUGGCCUUUAUCAGAUACAUUUAUUGUAGCCUCAAAAUGGACUAA
Knipowitschia caucasica is the source of this 1905-nucleotide messenger RNA. The record is from the annotation of a GenBank genome assembly. NCBI's taxonomy places the organism in Eukaryota, Metazoa, Chordata, Actinopteri, Gobiiformes, Gobiidae.